This is a messenger RNA of Sorghum bicolor (sorghum), 2966 nucleotides long. Its product is annotated as BTB/POZ domain-containing protein NPY1. Gene Ontology annotation, molecular function: protein binding. Bases 815 to 2674 code for a protein of 619 amino acids. The record is from RefSeq and is a predicted model, not a curated record. The transcript is spliced from 4 exons. NCBI's taxonomy places the organism in Eukaryota, Viridiplantae, Streptophyta, Magnoliopsida, Poales, Poaceae.
CCGAUUAAGCGCGCAAUUAGCCAUGCUAAAAACAGUGGAGUACGCACUGCCAUGCCACGGCGAAAUGUGGUUCUGCUCUGCUGUUCGCAGAGCAGAGCGUUGAAGUGAAGGAAAAGAGGCGCGGCAGCACAGCACAGAGAGAGGCAGAGGCCGCAGGGGGAGGGAGAGGGGUAUUGGGAGGUCGAAAAAGGCUACUCGUACGCCACAGCACAGCCUGGGGCUCUGGGCUGGGCAGAGACCAGAGAGAGGGAGAGAGAGGAGGGAGAUGCCGUAUUGACAUUGCAACAAGCGACGAGAAGGGCGGCUUUGGCAGGCGGAGCAGAGGGAAAGAGGUGUAGAGAGAGAGUGUUUUUUGGGUGGAGUGCACUGCAGAGAGCAGAGCGAUCGAGAGAGCCAGAGGGGGGAGUUUAAUAAUAUCCCAUCACUCACACGCCACGGCAUCAUUGGCAUUGGCCUGCCCGCCUCCUCUUCCUCCUCCCCUGCUCGUCGCUCGCCGUCCCGAUUCCUCCGUCCUCGCUCCUCCAAAGCCCCGCUCUCUCCCUCCCUUAAUUGCCGCGCUCAAUCCCACUCACCAACCUUCCCCCGUCUUGGUUCGUUGGAGCAGCAGCAGCAGCAGCAGCGGUAGCCGCGCGGCACUUGCAAGCAAAGCUCCCGGUCCCGGCUGCUUGCUUGCUUUGCUUUGCUUUCUCGUGCCGCGGUGCGGCGGUCGGUGCAUGGGAGCACGGCUUUGUUGAGGAAAAGGAAGGAGAAAAGGCGCGCGCGCAGGAGCCCAGCCGCGCCCGGCCGGCCGAGGAGACAGAGGGGAGCAGGGAGGAUGAAGUUCAUGAAGCUGGGCUCCAAGCCCGAUGCCUUCCAGUCCGACGGCGCCGACGUCCGAUAUGUGGUCUCUGACCUUGCAACAGAUGUUGUGGUGCAUGUUGGCCAAGUAAAAUUUUACUUACACAAGUUUCCCCUCCUUUCCAAGAGCAGCAAGCUUCAAAGAUUAGUUCUUAAGGCCGCUGAGGAGGUGACUGAUGAGGUUCGCAUAGAUGACCUUCCUGGGGGAGCAAAAUCAUUUGAAAUAUGUGCCAAGUUCUGCUAUGGGAUGGUGGUCACCCUCAGUCCACACAAUGUUGUAGCAGCAAGAUGUGCAGCGGAGUAUCUUGAAAUGACUGAAGAUAUGGAAAAGGGGAACUUGAUAUUUAAAAUUGAGGUCUUCAUAAAUUCUAGCAUACUUCGUAGCUGGAAGGAUUCCAUCAUUGUUCUCCAGAGUACAAAGGCCCUAUUACCAUGGUCUGAAGAGCUGAAGGUCGUGGGUAGAUGUAUCGAUGCCAUCGCUUCGAAGACAUCUGUGGAUCCUGCCAAUGUAACCUGGUCAUACAGUCAUAAUAGCAAGAAAGGAGGAACUUGUGCUGAAAUAGUCGAGUCGGCAGGAAAACCAUCAAUAGCUCCCAAAGAUUGGUGGGUUGAGGACUUGUGUGAAUUGGAUGUUGACCUGUACAAGAGAGUCAUGGUUGCUGUUAAAUCCAAGGGGAGAAUGUCACCUGAAUUGAUAGGAGAGGCACUUAAAGCCUAUGCAGUUAGAUGGCUGCCGGACUCCUACGAUGCAUUGGUUGCCGAGGAUUACAUGAGAAGGAAUCAAUGUCUGGUCGAGACAAUAAUAUGGUUGUUGCCAUCUGAUAAGAGUUCAGGUUGUUCUUGCAGAUUUCUCUUGAAACUGUUGAAAGUGGCUAUACUAGUUGGAGGUGGGGAGCACGUGAAGGAAGAGCUUAUCAGAAGGAUCAGCUUCCAGUUGCACAAGGCUACUGUUAAGGAUCUCUUAUUACCUUCUACUUCACCUAAUGAUGGUACAUAUGAUGUUCGGUUGGUGCAUAAUCUUGUCCAGAGAUUUGUUGCAAGAACUGCGCUGUCUCAUAAUGGUGGUUUCAUUGAGAAGUCUGAUGAAAAGAUGAUUGAGCUCAACUUUGAGCAAGAAUCCACUUUGUCGGUAGGAGAGCUUGUUGAUGGCUACCUGUCUGAAGUAGCUUCAGAUCAAGACCUUUCAUUGUCUAUGUUUGUUGAACUAGCGACAGCCGUGCCAGAAGUGGCUAGGCCUGUUCAUGAUAACCUGUACUACGCAGUCGAUGCAUAUCUCAAGGAACACCCAGACAUAAAUAAAUCUGAGAAGAAGAAGAUUUGCAGCCUGGUGGAUGUCAAGAAGCUCAGCACAGAUGCAUCCAUGCACGCCACACAAAAUGACCGCCUGCCUCUCCGGUUGGUGGUUCAGGUCCUUUUCUUCCAGCAGCUGAGGGCUGGCUCAAGCAAAGAACUCGCCCUGAUUGACAAUGGAGAACAAGCUUGCACACGGCCUAUGGAGGAUCAAUGUGACCCCUGUGAAAGGCGGAUACCGAAACAUCCAAACUCACUAAAUAAGCAGGUGACAAGCCUGAGCGCGAGGGAGAGCCAGCACCACCGGAUCAGCGAGCACAGGGGCGGAAGGAACAGCUUUAAGGACCAGAUUGGGGGCAUCCUGCUGCAGUCGCGAUCCAGGAGGAUCUUUGACAAGCUGUGGAGCAGCAAGGGGCAGGGCGAGCAUGGCGGCAAAGGCUCAGAGACGUCUGGUAGCUCGCAGAGCCCACCGUUGUCAGCAAAGCCUGCAGAAGUGAAGCCCUCCCCUCUUCCCCCUCUUAGGAACAGGCGGUACUCUGUUUCUUAGAGGGUUUUUCCCCCUCCUAGUUUAGAGCUCUGGUUUAGGUUGUUGUACAGAAGGAAGGUAAUCAGCUGCUGCUCAUCCUCUUUUUGUAAGCAGGUCAAUCUGCUGUUCUCUAUGUGAUCAUCCAUGCUGUAGCUUUUACUGUAGUGGCAGAUCAAUCUGCUGUUCUCUAUGUGAUCCAUCCAUGCUGUAGCUUUUACUGUAGUGUAAUUUCAACUGGGAGCAAAUCCAGGGCCUGCGUUCUUGAAAAUGUUUCUGUGGCAAAGGUAAAAGGAAAAAUCAACACCUUGUAUCA